AUGGAGUCGUCGUCCGACGCCACCACUGCCGAUGUUUGUCAGCUGCACCCCUUCAUUUACAAUGAUCUCAUGCAUCCGCAGCUUCAAUUUACGGCGUCAAAGGAAUUUUCCUUUACCUCUCCAAGUUGCAGCAAUAAUUUCACGAAAGGUGUCAAGGUCUCACCUGACGGUCUUUGUCUGCUUACAAAUAGCGACGACCAUGUUCUGCGUCUUUUUGAAGUGUGCAACGAGUUUGAUAGCACGAGUUUAUUGCAAUGCAAAGAGGGAAAUGCAAUAUAUGAUUUCGAAUGGUAUCCGUUCAUGUCGUCAGCAGACCCAAACUCAUGCAUCUUUGUGAGUACAAGUCGAGAUCAGCCUGUGCAUCUAUGGGACGCCUACACCGGCGAACUCCGUGCUUCUUAUCGUGCGUUUGAUCAUAUGGAUGAGCUGACCAGUGCUCAUAGUCUGGCCUUUAAUACUACGGGCACCAAACUCUUUGCUGGUUUUGAUCGAAUGAUCCGGUAUUUCGAUCUCUCACAGCCCAGUAGGGAUUUUCAAGCGAGACCACUGAGCAAAACUCGACGCUCGCGUGAUGGACAGCGAGGAUUAAUCAGUACAUUGGACUUCAAUCCGGAUCACUCUCAAAUCUAUGCUGCAGGGUCGUAUGCUGGCACGACUUGUGUGUACACGGAAGAUAAAGGAGAAGAGCUACUUACACUACGCGACCAUGGCGGUCGUGGUAUCACCCAAGUGAAAUUCUCGCCAUGUGGGAGAUUUUUGUUUACGGCUGCCCGACAAGAUGCACAAAUUCAUUGUUGGGAUAUCCGUGCGUCAAACGAGAUUCUUCACACAUUCAAUCGCGUGGCUGAUACAAAUUUGCGUAUCGAAUUCGACCUGCAUUGUGGUGGCAAGUAUCUUGCAACGGGAAGUCGAAGUGGUUGUGUUAUGUUGUAUGAUGUGAUGACUGGUGCACUACUGAACGAAAACAUUCGGUUGCCGGAUUGUGCCAAUGGAGUAUCAUUCUUUCCAGACCCAACUAGGGCUAUGCUUGCGGUGUCGAGUGGCCAAAGGCAUUACGACUUACCAGAAGACAUGCAAGAUGAAGAUGAGUCUUGGAAUAAAAAGGUGGCGGCAAAUGUGGUGCAAGUGUAUGACUUUCAAAAUCCUCAACGUCAGGAGAAUCACGACACAGCUAAUGACGCUCUUGCACAAGGAAAAGAAUGA
Molecule: messenger RNA, 1203 nt
Organism: Plasmopara halstedii
Lineage: Eukaryota; Oomycota; Peronosporomycetes; Peronosporales; Peronosporaceae
Product: Guanine nucleotide-binding protein
Exons: 1
Coding region: 1-1203 (400 amino acids)
Molecular function (GO): protein binding
Source: RefSeq, a predicted model, not a curated record